Messenger RNA from Mesorhabditis belari, 546 nucleotides. NCBI's taxonomy places the organism in Eukaryota, Metazoa, Nematoda, Chromadorea, Rhabditida, Rhabditidae. The record is from the annotation of a GenBank genome assembly.
AUGAACUUUAGGAUCAGGACGACGACACGGGCACACAACGACGAAAAUUGCGCUCUCGAUGAUGCGAUUAAUGUUAGCGGUAAGGCAGAGGGUUUGCUCGUCGAUUCGCUCGAUUCAUCGAACAAAUCUUUUCUUGUGGGGCGACUACCGAGAUGCAAGAUCCGAAAAGUGAGGAAGAAGUGGUCAACAUCACCUACGUGCUGCGCGAUGGGACUGAGUAACGAAUUCGUGGGAAAAUCCGGCGACAAUGUGAUGGCCAGGCAGCAUAGACAUGGCAUCGAGUUGGAAGGAGCUUGUGAAGCCUCACUGGCUUGUUCUACGUGUCACGUAUAUGUUGAUGAACCUUUUGUGAAUCGAUUAAAGAAUCCCGUUGAAGAAGAGGAGGAUAUGUUGGAUAUAGCGCCCGCUUUACAGCCGAAUUCCCGAUUGAGUUGCCAAAUCAUUCUCAGCAAAGAACUUGAGGGAAUUAAGGUCACUUUGCCGAAAAUCACGCGUAGCUUUUAUUGUGACGGUCACGUACCAAAACCACAUUGGGAUCAUGUCAUU